AUGGAUCGUGAAUGGGUAAAGAACCCGAAUAGGGUAUCUCCUCAGUAUGUGGCAGGGAUAGAAGAAUUUAUAACUAUUGCAAAAGAGAGUUUGAAUUCUGCGGGGUUAACUCUAUGCCCAUGCUUAAACUGUGCUAAUAGGAGGUUGCAAAGUAUAGAUGUCAUUAGAGCUCAUUUGAUUAAAAAGGGAAUUGAUAACUCAUACACACGAUGGGUGUACCAUGGUGAGGAAGAAUCUGAGGAGGAAGAAGGUGUGGGCAACGAGGAAUUCUUUAAUGAGCAAUUUGAUGGAUUGGGAGAAGGAUUGCACGAUGCGGCUGGUGUUGACCUUUUUAAUAUUGGGCCUACGAGUGACUUUGUUGGAAAUGAACGACCAGCUAUUGAAGAAGCCCGUUAUGAGAAGCUAUAUGAAGCUUUAAAUAAUCCUGUAUAUAAUGGAUGUGAAAACUUCUCUGCUUUAACCUUUGUUGUGAAGCUGAUGAAUAUAAAAGUGAUGAACAAGUGGAGUGAUAAUUCUUUUGAGAUGCUAUUGAAGCUAAUCCAUGAGGUGCUCCCAAAGGGUAAUAAUUGUCCAGAGAACUAUUAUGACACUAGAAGAUUGCUUUGUGAUCUCGGUUUGGGUUAUGAGCAUAUUGAUGUUUGUCUAUAUGAUUGUGCUAUCUUCUAUGGUGAACAUAGUAAUGCUACAAUAUGUCCUGUUUGUAAAUAUAGUCGCUAUGUUCGUAACAAGAUUCCGCAUAAGAGGUUGCGAUACUUCCCUGUCACGCCUCGUCUGAAGCGGUUAUAUAGCUCACGACACACAGCUAGAGACAUGCGUUGGCAUAAAGAAAUUCGUGCGGAAGAGCCUGGAGUGUUGCGUCAUCCUGCUGAUGGGAAGGCUUGGAAGCACUUUGAUGAGUUGUACCCUGACUUUGCUGCUGAUUCAAGGAAUGUACGAUUGGGGUUAGCUUCAGAUGGGUUCAAUCCAUUUAGCAAUAUGUCGACAACACAUAGUAUAUGGCCAGUCAUUUUGAUGCCUUAUAACAUGCCGCCUUGGCGUUCAAUGCAUAAGAGCAACUACCUCUUAACGUUGUUGAUUCCAGGACCAAAGUCCCCUGGUAAGGACUUUGAUGUAUUUUUAAGACCCCUUGUGGAUGAGCUUAAAGUUUUAUGGUGUAACGGAGUUCAAGCAUACGAUGAAUACUCCCGAUCAAGUUUCACUCUUCGUGCAACAGUUAUGUGGACAAUUAGCGACUUCCCUGCUUAUGCUUACUUAUCUGGGUGGAGCACUAUGGGUAAAUUGGCAUGUCCGAUAUGCCUUGAGGAUACUCGUUCCAGACGAAUUCGGGGAAAACAAUGUUAUACAGGGCACAGAUGCUUCUUAAGUAAAACACACCCGUGGCGAAGGAGUACAGAGUAUGACGGAAAACCAGAAAAAAAGGGGACCACCUCGUCAAUUUUCCAGUGA
Molecule: messenger RNA, 1446 nt
Organism: Diospyros lotus (date-plum)
Lineage: Eukaryota; Viridiplantae; Streptophyta; Magnoliopsida; Ericales; Ebenaceae
Exons: 1
Coding region: 1-1446 (481 amino acids)
Source: RefSeq, a predicted model, not a curated record